AUGGCCGACCCCUUCGCUCCGCGCACCAUGAAGCGCAAGAAUGUCAAGGGCCUUGCUCUGACGCCUGCGGCCCCCAAGCCCCCGCCGACCUCCGAGACUGGCGCCAUGGGCGGUGGUAGGGACGAUCCCGGCCGGGACGAGCAGCUUGAGAUAGGUAUCGAGUACAGACUUGAUCUUCGGCCCGAGGACCUGGAGAUCAUGAAGGAGCUUGGCUCGGGAAAUGGUGGCACCGUGAGCAAGGUCAAGCACCUUACCACGGGCAUCGUAAUGGCUCGCAAAGUGAUCCAUGUCGAGGCCAACCGGGAGGUCCGGAAGCGGAUCGUCCGUGAACUCCAGAUUAUGCACGACUGCCACUCCGAUUACAUUGUCAACUUCUACGGCGCCUUCUUGAACCACAAUAACGAUGUCAUCAUGUGUAUGGAGCACAUGGAUGUUGGGCUUCCCAAGAGCGAUGCCUUCCCCAGCAUCCUGGAUGACAUGGUCCAAAAGUGUCUCUUCAAGGAGCCCGACAGGCGGCCAACACCCCAGGACCUUUACGAACGCGAUCCGUUCGUCCAGGCCGCCAAGCGGACCCCCGUCGAUCUGAGGGAAUGGGCCUGUAGCCUCAUGGAGAAAGACAACCGAAAGUCGCACCUGAUCCCCCAGGUGUCGCCCUCGACCCAAGACUUCCUUCGAUCCAAGGACUCUUCACCGGCCCAGCACGAUGACCGGGCCGGCCAGACCCCCACGUCCGGAGAGAUCCCCAUUGCGGGGACCGGGUACGUCUCGUCCCGCGAUCCGUACUCCGGAGGAGGCGCUGGCGGUGUUCCAUCGAACCGCUCGCCGACGCGCAGCAGCGCAGCCGUAAACCGGGCACCGCCACCGCCGGUCCACCCCGGCGUCAGCCGCGGAAUCAGCACCAACUCGAUACCGAAAAUGAGCCCCUACGGCGACGGUGCCGGUCUCGGAGGCAGCAGCAGUAGCAGUGGUGCUGGUGUCCGCCCCUCUUCGUCAAACAACAACACAUUCAGCCUGCCGGUUCGGCCCCCUCCCUCGGGCCCCCUACCGCCCCCGCCGCCACGGAAAGCCACACCGGAGGAUGUACGGAGGGAGACGCGCGAGGUCCGCGAGGCACCGAGGCGACAACCGGCCUACGGGCUACCGCCAAACCCAGCAUACAAUGUCUGA
Molecule: messenger RNA, 1167 nt
Organism: Geosmithia morbida
Lineage: Eukaryota; Fungi; Ascomycota; Sordariomycetes; Hypocreales; Bionectriaceae
Exons: 4
Coding region: 1-1167 (388 amino acids)
Biological process (GO): protein phosphorylation
Molecular function (GO): protein kinase activity; ATP binding
Source: RefSeq, a predicted model, not a curated record